GGGAGGAGGAGGGAGGGGGUGGGGGAGAGAGAAGGAGGAAGAGGAAGAGACGGCAAAUGUGACCUUUGACCCGGUCCGGUCUCCGGAAGCGGAAGUGACGACAAACGGCGGCGGUGCCUGUCCAGCGGCUGGGAGUGGGGAGUGUCUGCUCUCGGGAGUCUCCGCUGCUUUUUUUUUCUGUCCUCUUUUUUUUAAACCAAAAACCCAGUCUCCCCCCCCACCCCCUUUUUUAAAAAAAAUAUUUAUUAUUUCACGGACAAGAUGGGGACGCGGGAUGACGAGUACGAUUACCUCUUUAAAGUUGUACUUAUUGGUGAUUCGGGUGUAGGAAAAAGUAAUCUGUUGUCACGGUUUACACGCAACGAGUUUAACCUGGAAAGCAAGAGCACUAUCGGAGUGGAAUUUGCAACAAGAAGCAUCCAGGUGGAUGGAAAGACCAUUAAAGCACAGAUCUGGGACACUGCGGGUCAGGAGCGUUAUCGAGCUAUCACUUCGGCGUAUUACCGUGGGGCUGUUGGUGCCUUGCUGGUAUACGAUAUUGCUAAGCACCUCACUUAUGAAAAUGUGGAGAGGUGGCUGAAGGAACUGAGAGACCAUGCGGACAGCAACAUUGUCAUCAUGCUGGUGGGGAACAAGAGCGACUUGCGUCAUCUCCGAGCUGUGCCUACAGAUGAGGCGAAAGCCUUUGCAGAAAAGAAUGGGUUGUCCUUCAUCGAAACCUCAGCUUUAGAUUCCACAAAUGUAGAAACGGCUUUCCAGACCAUCCUAACAGAAAUCUAUCGCAUUGUGUCUCAGAAACAAAUGUCAGACCGGCGUGAGAAUGACAUGUCUCCGAGCAACAAUGUGGUGCCGAUUCACGUGCCUCCGACCACUGAGAACAAACCAAAGAUGCAGUGCUGUCAAAACAUAUGACGUGACGUUCCAAUGGAAAAGGGCUCUCUCCAUUCCCUGAGUCUCCAUAUAUUUACUGUACCUGUGUAACGCUUGCUGUUUCCUGUUUUUGUAAUUCAGAAUUUGCUGAUUAAUGUGACCAUUGUCUUAAAAACUUAUGUUAAACUGUCUUUAUAUAAAUGAAAUGCAACACGUUAAAUUAAUGUCAGCUGUGAAGCAUUUUUAUAUUGUAUACACACACACACGGGCAGUGUAAAAUGGUAAAACCAUUUUGUAAAUGAGGUCAUCAUGUAAAGUAAUGCUAUUUUUAAACGGUGUUAAGCAAUAGGGCUCGAUUGAAUGCGAUACCAUGCAUAUCUUAUUGUCUUAAAUACAUUGAUAUGAGAAUCACAACUUCUUGCUCAGAGCAAUAGCUGCUUGUUUGGGCUGAGCAUGCUCAUGAAGUGUGUGAAACACCGAGGGCACUGCUUUAACCAAUGUCAUCACUAAUUCAUUUGGAUUUCUUUGUCGUGUUUCUCAGUAUUCAAUGUAAUUGUAAAUUUUACUCCUGUGUAUUUAUGCAUGUACUCUGAUUGUCUUCUUUUUUAAUUUUCAGUUAUGAUUUAAAAUAUUAUAUUCAAUAUGUUUCAAUCCUAAUAAAAGGAAACAAAAGGGGA
Molecule: messenger RNA, 1547 nt
Organism: Callorhinchus milii (elephant shark)
Lineage: Eukaryota; Metazoa; Chordata; Chondrichthyes; Chimaeriformes; Callorhinchidae
Gene: rab11a
Product: RAB11a, member RAS oncogene family
Exons: 5
Coding region: 262-912 (216 amino acids)
Biological process (GO): exocytosis
Cellular component (GO): recycling endosome
Molecular function (GO): GTPase activity; GTP binding
Source: RefSeq, a predicted model, not a curated record